AUGUCAAAAUUAAGCUUUUUAGUUGGGUUUUGGAUAUCCAUUUUAUUGCAUUUUAGUGGGAAUGAUUUAAGGGCUUAUUUGGCAAGAAGGGCGCUGAGAGCAUUGAAAGGUCUAGUGAAGCUUCAAGCUCUUGUGAGAGGCAACAUUGUUCGGAAGAACACGGCGGAUACUAUGCGGAGCAUGCAGGCUCUGGUUCGGGUUCAGGCCCGUGCCCGUGCUUGUCGAGCCCUCCGGUCCGACCUGAGUCAGCUCAGGUCGAGCUCUCGAUCGCACCCGGGUCCAUCGACACCAGAGAAAUCCGAGCAACCCGUUCGAUCAAAUUCUCGCAAGCCCGAGAGAUCAUCCACUCUCAAGAGGAAUUCAUCGAAACAAACUAGCUCGAAUGAUAGAUUCAAUCAACACCAAGCAGAGUCCUCGGGUCUCCAAUGGCUCGAUCAAUGGAUGGAAGAUCGAUACAGCAUCGUCCCCAUGAGCACUCCGUUGGAGGAUGAACGUAAUGCAAAGAUACUAGAAAUCGACACUGGAAAACCCUCGAAGCGAAAGAUCGCCAAUUAUCCGCGCUCUUCUUGCUCGCCUUUGACCUCUGAUCAAUACAGCCAGAGUUUCACCACUGUCCCUGAUUCCCCUUCGAGGGACUCCACCGUCGCCCUACGCUCAAUCCCCAGCCCGUCCUCCGUCGACAUGAAUGAAUCUGUAACCCCCUUGAGGUUCCCGAUCCUCGACGGCUGUGACUAUGGCGACAGCCCACAGUUCUUCUCUGCAUCUUCAAGGCCAGGAAGCUCGAGGCGAGGACCAUUUACCCCUGCGAAGAGCGAUUGCUCGCGGAGUUUGUUCAGUGGUUACUCGGAUUACCCGAAUUACAUGGCGAAUACGGAGUCGUCGAGGGCAAAGGUGCAGGUCCGGUCGCAGAGCGCUCCCAAGCAGAGGCCUGAGUUUGAGAAGUCGGGCUCGAUGAGGCGGGUCUCGGGUGGUAAUGGGCCAGGUUUGUGCCAAUUGGGCCAGACGAGUUCUUCAUUGCACGCUAAGUUUGCUAACAAGGGGUAUCCGGGUUCUGGGAGGUUGGAUAGGCUGGGGAUGCCUUUGAGGAUUUGAUGCAAAGGUUGUUUAUUUGAAAUGUGUUUGUGUUGGGGGGUUUUGUGUAGUUUUUUAUGUGGGUUUUGGUUAGAUUUAAAGUUAUGUGUUCUUCUUUCUUGUUAGUUUUUGUUUUAAUGUUGCUAGUAACUAGUUAUGUCUCUAACCAAUGUUAUUAAAUAGGAACCGUUUCGAAGUAGAUAGAAGUUGUAAGGAAAUUAUGAAAGUUGAAUUCCAACGUUUAAACUUGUUUGGUGUAAUGCUGGAGAAUUUACUUUUUAUA
Messenger RNA from Asparagus officinalis (garden asparagus), 1354 nucleotides. Its product is annotated as protein IQ-DOMAIN 14-like. Gene Ontology annotation, molecular function: protein binding. Lineage: Eukaryota; Viridiplantae; Streptophyta; Magnoliopsida; Asparagales; Asparagaceae. The transcript is spliced from 5 exons. The record is from RefSeq and is a predicted model, not a curated record. Bases 1 to 1092 code for a protein of 363 amino acids.